Messenger RNA from Sparassis crispa, 1446 nucleotides. Its product is annotated as Arginine biosynthesis bifunctional protein ArgJ, mitochondrial. Gene Ontology annotation, cellular component: mitochondrial matrix. The transcript has 4 exons. Gene Ontology annotation, molecular function: L-glutamate N-acetyltransferase activity, acting on acetyl-L-ornithine as donor; L-glutamate N-acetyltransferase activity, acting on acetyl-CoA as donor. Lineage: Eukaryota; Fungi; Basidiomycota; Agaricomycetes; Polyporales; Sparassidaceae. Gene Ontology annotation, biological process: L-ornithine biosynthetic process; L-arginine biosynthetic process. The record is from RefSeq and is a predicted model, not a curated record. Bases 1 to 1446 code for a protein of 481 amino acids.
AUGUUCCCAGUGCGUCUACCGUCGAUAUGGAAGCGAUUCACGUCCACUAUCAUUUCCCGGACCCCUCCUCCUAAAGCACACCACCAUGCCGCCAUCCCAGACUCCGUCUUUCCAGCAGGUUAUGUCGUUACCGGCCUGCACUGCGGCAUCAAGAAGAACCCAGAGCAGCUCGACCUCGCCCUCAUCCAGUCAAUAUCACCCCAACCCGCCGCCGCUGCGGCGUGCUUCACACGCAAUGCGUUCAAGGCGGCGCCAGUAGUCGUGUCUGAGGCGGUGUUGCGCCGCGGCGACGGGCGCGUCCGCGCGAUCGUCAUUAACAGCGGCUGCGCGAAUGCAGUUACGGGCAAGCAGGGUACGGAGGACGCGUGGGCAAUGGUGCGCGCGACAGACGCGCUCGACGAGGAGCACGCCGGGGACGGCGCGACGGUGGUCAUGUCCACGGGCGUGAUAGGGCAGACGCUGCCCAUCGCCAAGGUCCUCGCGGGCAUCCAGUCGCAAGCGCUGUCCACGCCGACGCGCAACCUCGGCUCGACGUUCGAGGCCUGGGAGCGCGCCGCCCGCGCGUUCAUGACGACGGACACGUUCCCCAAGCUUCGUGCGCGCAAUUUUAUCGUCGGCGGGCGGGAGUACCACAUGGCGGGCAUGGACAAGGGCGCGGGCAUGAUCCAUCCCGACAUGGGCCCGCCGCGUGUGGCGUCGACACCAGCAGGGUCUCCGUCUCCGUCCUCGCCCUCGUCGUCGUCUCCCGCUGGGCAGCUCCACGCUACGCUCCUCGGCUGUAUCCUCACCGACGCCCCCGUCUCGCCGCGCAGCCUGCAGUCCGCGCUGACGUACGCGGUCGACCGGAGCUUCAACUCGAUCAGCGUCGACGGCGACAUGUCCACGAACGACACGAUCAUCGCCCUCGCAAAUGGCGCCGCGGCCGCGGACGCGCACGAGAUCGACGAGGAGCACAACAGGGGCGAGUACGAGGCCUUCCGGGACGAACUUACCGCGUUCGCGGCGGAGCUCGCGCAGCUGGUCGUGCGCGACGGUGAGGGCGCGACGAAGUUUGUUACGGUGUCUGUUGAGGGAGCUGCGACCUAUGCCGAUGCGCACAACGUCGCAUCCCGGAUCUCUACGUCAGCGCUAGUCAAGACCGCCCUAUACGGCGAGGAUGCAAACUGGGGUCGCAUUUUGGCAGCCACGGGCUCUGUCCCGCUCUCUGUCCCAUUAGACCCCGCCCGCGUCACUGUCUCGUUUGUUCCAGCCGAUGGCUCAGCACCUCUACCCCUACUCGUUAACGGUGAGCCAGAAAACGUGGACGAAGUUCGCGCAAAAGAGAUCGUCAGCGCAGAGGAUCUCCAGAUCAAGGUAGAGCUGGGCCUCGGGUUCGAAGCUGCAAAGUACUGGACGUGUGACCUCAGCUACGAAUAUGUCAGAAUCAAUGGCGACUACAGAAGCUAA